GACCCUCCAGCAAACAUGGAGGAACUAGAGCACACCUGCCCCCAGCCACGCACGACUCUCACAGAGCCGGCUAUAUUUGCAAAGGAGACAAGCUGCGAGUGCCGGGCUCCCCAUGAGAAACUGACCGUGGAACAGGCCCGACUCGGAACUCCUGUGGACAGACCGGUGCGUGUCUAUGCUGAUGGAAUCUUCGACCUCUUUCACUCUGGCCAUGCCCGCGCUCUAAUGCAGGCUAAGAACCUGUUUCCCAAUGCCUACCUGAUAGUUGGAGUGUGCAGUGACGAGCUCACCCACAAGUACAAGGGCUUCACGGUGAUGACGGAGGACGAGCGAUACGAGGCUCUGAGACAUUGUCGAUACGUAGAUGAGGUCGUGCGUGACGCACCCUGGACCCUCAGCCCAGAGUUUCUGGAAAAACACAAGAUAGACUUUGUGGCUCAUGAUGAUAUCCCAUACUCCUCAGCGGGCUCUGAGGAUGUGUAUAAACACAUAAAGGAGGCAGGUAUGUUUGUGCCUACUCAAAGAACAGAGGGCAUCUCUACGUCUGACCUGAUCACUCGGAUAGUGAGAGACUAUGACGUCUACGCAAGACGCAAUCUGCAGAGAGGUUACACAGCCAAGGAACUGAAUGUCAGCUAUAUCAACGAGAAGAAAUACCGUCUGCAGAAUCAGGUGGACAGGAUGAAGGAGAAAGUGCGGACAGUGGAGGAGAAGUCCAAACACUUUGUAUAUAGAGUUGAGGAGAAAAGCCAUGACCUCAUUCAAAAGUGGGAGGAGAAAUCUCGCGAGUUCAUCGGGAACUUUCUGGAGCUUUUUGGCCCGGACGGAACAUGGAAGCAGAUGUUUCAGGAGCGAAGCGGCCGCAUGAUCCAGGCGUUCUCUCCCCGCGGCUCUCCCACCAACAGCCCCCCGAGGGAGCUCUCCCCGUCCCGCUCCCCGUCGCCCCCCUCGCGGUGGACGCUCGCCAGGCCCUCGCCGCCCUCCUCUCCCAAGGGCGCCUCUGCCUCCAUCAGCAGCAUGAGUGAAGGUGACGAAGACGAAAAGUAA
Messenger RNA from Chanos chanos (milkfish), 1047 nucleotides. It is a transcript of the gene pcyt1ba, whose product is annotated as phosphate cytidylyltransferase 1B, choline a. The transcript is spliced from 8 exons. Lineage: Eukaryota; Metazoa; Chordata; Actinopteri; Gonorynchiformes; Chanidae. Gene Ontology annotation, biological process: CDP-choline pathway. The coding region runs from base 16 to 1047 and encodes 343 amino acids. Gene Ontology annotation, molecular function: choline-phosphate cytidylyltransferase activity; phosphatidylcholine binding. The record is from RefSeq and is a predicted model, not a curated record.